AUGGCUGCCAGCCCGGCAGGACAACGCUUCCAGAACAAGGCCCGACUGGCCGUCCUGGCAGAGCAGGACAAGGAGAAGAGACGGCUGAUGCAGAGCCAGUCCAUGAACAGCCCUGAAGCCAUCAUCCCGCUGUCCAGAAUCAGCCUGAAGGAGGUGCGGGGCAGCGUGGAGCAGCAGCACAUAGCCGCCCAACAGAAGGCCGCCCAUAAGAAAGCCACCCUGCAGGAGGUGCACGCGUACUCCUCGGGCUUCUUCAUCACCCAGGACUCCUCGUUCGGAAACCUCAUCCUCCCGGUGCUGCCCCGGCUGGAGCUCAGUCUCUAA
Molecule: messenger RNA, 324 nt
Organism: Nematolebias whitei (Rio pearlfish)
Lineage: Eukaryota; Metazoa; Chordata; Actinopteri; Cyprinodontiformes; Rivulidae
Product: SOSS complex subunit C-like
Exons: 1
Coding region: 1-324 (107 amino acids)
Biological process (GO): DNA repair
Cellular component (GO): nucleoplasm; nucleus; SOSS complex
Source: RefSeq, a predicted model, not a curated record